Trifolium pratense (red clover) is the source of this 459-nucleotide messenger RNA. Its product is annotated as S-protein homolog 20-like. The coding region runs from base 1 to 459 and encodes 152 amino acids. The transcript has a single exon. The record is from RefSeq and is a predicted model, not a curated record. NCBI's taxonomy places the organism in Eukaryota, Viridiplantae, Streptophyta, Magnoliopsida, Fabales, Fabaceae.
AUGAUUUCGGUUUCAAAAAAUGUGUUGUUUGUUUCUAUGUUACUAACUAUUGUUGUUGUUUUACAGUUUAAAGAUGGUGAAAGUGGCCCUUUCGAUAAGCCAAGAGUAUAUGUUUCUAUUGUCAACGAUUUACCUCAUAUGCAACUAAGGUUUCAUUGUAAAGACAAAAAAAAUGAUCUUGGAGAGCAAUUACUUCCAAAUACUGGACAAAGUUUCACCUUUGAUUUUCAACCUAGUUUUUGGGGUGUAACUUUAUGGUAUUGUUCAUUUUCAUUUUAUGGAUCAGAAAUUAAAUGGUUUGAUAUUUAUGUUGAAAAAAGAGAUCAAGAUAAUUGUAAACAUGAAUGUCAUUGGAAAAUUAGGACAGGAGGACCAUGUAAGGAAGUAUCUCCAUCUGAAGAAGAAUGUUUUCAAUGGAAUAAAGAUGUAGAUUCAUCAACAAGACAACUUGGUCAAUAA